Messenger RNA from Mesorhabditis spiculigera, 429 nucleotides. NCBI's taxonomy places the organism in Eukaryota, Metazoa, Nematoda, Chromadorea, Rhabditida, Rhabditidae. The record is from the annotation of a GenBank genome assembly.
AUGAGCCUCGCCUCUCGAUUCGAGACCUACCGGCCCUCCGGCGAGUUCACCGAGCCGAUGAUUCUGGCCAAGCCCCAGAUGCACUACGGCAAAUACUUAUUGCCUCUCUUCGCCAACCCUUUUGUUGGCGUGCGGGCAAGCGCUUUUCAGUCGGCUGUGGACAUGAUCAGGGAGGACCCAAAGGCCGUCGACCAGAUCAUUGGAGCAUACGUCUCCGUACUGCUGUGCCAAGACCGCCUGAUCGCACGCCAUGCCCUUUCUUUCUUGCCUCAAUUCGCUGAGGUUUGCCCAGAACACUCCGACAUGCUAAUCGCUGCCGCUGUUGGCGCCGGUACCAACAAGUACGGCAAAGAUUUGCAGUCCGUCCUGCCCGACGCGAUGAAGAAGGUCGAGGAGCGCCGGAAGAAGAAUAUGACCUGCCAGGGAAAU